Canariomyces notabilis is the source of this 1058-nucleotide messenger RNA. Its product is annotated as BIG1-domain-containing protein. The record is from RefSeq and is a predicted model, not a curated record. NCBI's taxonomy places the organism in Eukaryota, Fungi, Ascomycota, Sordariomycetes, Sordariales, Chaetomiaceae. Bases 54 to 911 code for a protein of 285 amino acids. Gene Ontology annotation, cellular component: endoplasmic reticulum membrane. Gene Ontology annotation, biological process: (1->6)-beta-D-glucan biosynthetic process; fungal-type cell wall biogenesis. The transcript has 4 exons.
CAGAAUAGGAGCUCGGCACCAUCACCACAACAAUAGGCAUAACCACAACAAGAAUGCAGCUCCCAAAAGCAGCCACAUUGCUGGCCUGCACAGCAGCAGUCCAGGUGCAGGCCUUUUCCAACUCGUCGCCAUUUGUACUCUUCUCCACAGCCAGCCUCCCGCAAAUUCCGGAGUCGGCGCAAGGCCAGCUCCAAACUAGCGCCCAGGUUCUCGCCUCGGCAAAGCAGCUCCUCGCGUCGUGUCCGACCGAGCGGUACAUACUGGUAUCGCAACCGAACCUGCACGCGGCUGACAUUCGCGACGAUGAUGGGCCGGACCGAGGCGACUGCCGCAUGCCGUUCCUGUGCCGCGCCGUGGCCGGCGAAGGAAUCUCGCACUUCAGCGUCGCCGAGGUGGUUGGCCAGGUCUCCGGGCGGCCGCUGGACGAGUUCAUCAAGACGGUGUGCGCGGAAAAGGGAAAGCAGGUCCAUGUCGAUCGGGUUGAGUUGAAGCAUCUCCCUCCCGCCUCGCUCAUUGAGGGGAGGGAUAGGAGGGAGGUCUUGGAGGAUAACGAUUUCGAGCUCGACCGGUUGCUUGAAACCCUGGAUGGCGACUACACUGUCUUUAUGUUCUCAGAUCCGAAUGAGUUCAAGGCGUACGAGCCCGAAUUUAUCGAGGCGGUGCAUGUAGACCUCAAGCGCUGGGCCGAAGAGGACGAGAUGGUCGCCAAGAGGAAGUCGAACUCGACGAGUAACUUGCCUCUGUUCGAGAAAUAUCAGUUCUUUACGCCCGGUGUCUUCAUGUCUCUUUUUGUCCUGGUUAUCCUACUUUCUAUUUUGGCUGUUGGUCUGAAGGCACUUUCAAGCCUGGAGGUCUCUUAUGGGGCGUUCGACAAGGAAAUGGGGCCUGCUGCCCAGAAGAAGCAGAUGUAAAACAGGUAACAACUGUAUGUGAUGGCUGGCGAAUACGGCCUGGCUUGUAAGGAUCUGUAGCAUACCUACUUGGGUUGGAGUUGGGAGGUUUGGUUUAGAGCAGGGUAUCAAUAUCUAGAAUUUCAGUGAUGCCGUUCCCCAAGAGCC